AUGGGAUAGCUACAUUUGAUGAUAUCUCGUUUAUCUCAAAGCCAGGUUCAAAAGAUAUGUAGCUAAUGCCAAAUUGGAACUUAUGCAUUUUUCAAUAACUAGCAACAAUGCUUUGAUUGUCCCAAAAAUUCUGAAUGUCUUGGAGGAAGUUAAAUUGAAUUACAAUCAGGUUUUUGGAGAUCAUCAAACCUCAGUUCUCAAAUUCAUUAAUGCAUGAAUACAGCUGCUUGUUUAGGCGGACUAAUGAUAGAUAAUAAUCCAAAUUAAUAAUGUUAACUAGGAUAUGGUGGUAAUUUGUGCGAUUAAUGUGUCAAAGUAAAUGGUAUUUAAUUCACAAGAAGUAACAAAAAUGAAUGCGAGAUAUGUCCUGAGUCAGGAAUCAACAUUAUUUUUCUAUAGGCUAUAAUCCUUAUAUUUAUUUACUUGAUUAUUCUUGUAGUGAUGAACAUAAAAAGCAGAAAGACUAGUGAAAUUUCAGUAAUUAUGAGAAUUAUGACUAACUUUCUUCAACUUUCAUCAAGUACAUAUCUGCUCCAGUUAGAAUGGCCUAAGCCACUUGAAAAAUUUUUGGGAGCAUUUAAUUAUGUCGGCCAAUCAGUAUAUAACAUUAUCUACUUUGACUGUGUCCUAGAUAACUCUAUCAUUGACAACGACUAUAGUUAUUGGCAUUCUUCCAAUAAUUAUCAUGAUGAUCUUCUCUAUAGGUUUUAUCAUUUUUAUGAUAUUAAGAAAAAUUUCACUAAUAAAAUUCAAAGAUUGGUUUACAAUUAUGGCAAUUAUAGUUAUUUAUUUUACUCACCCAACAGUUACGAGAGCAGUAAUAAACUUAUACUAUUGCAUGGAAAUCGACUAGGGAAAAUUUUUUUGGUAAUGAUCAACGUCUUUUUGCAGACACAGAUAUCAAUUUUCAAAUGUAUGGUUCUCCUUUUAGUAUUCUUAAUCAUCUAUCGAUUCUAAAUCAGACUUUAACCAUAUCAAAAUCCUUUGAUAAAUGAACUUGAAAAAAGAGAGAUGAUGUGCCUUUUUAUUGCAAAUAAAUUAAGACAUCUAACUUUUCUGUAAAUUAAAGCCAUUAACAUUGAUGAAAAACUGUCAAAAGACUCCUCAAAAAUUUUAGAUGAACUAUUCACUCAAGAAAUUUUGAAGGAUAAAAACUGUGGGAUACUAACUAUUCUAUCAACCAAUAAUUACAAAAAUGAGUCCCAUUAAUCUCGAGGAAAUAACUCUUAAUAUAUAACAGUAAAAUCAAAAAACAAUUUGAAAAAGAGUAAGAGAAAAUCUGAGAACCACAAAAAUAACAAUCUUGCAUUUUAAACUUUGAAUGAUAGUAAAACUAAUAAUGCCAAAGGACUUAAUGAAAAAGAUUUAGAAGACAUAUUCUCUAAACCUAAAGAAAAUUCAAAUUUCACAGAUACUUCUGCAAAUCAUUAACUUUAAAUGCAUUUGGUUCUUUGA
Molecule: messenger RNA, 1455 nt
Organism: Stylonychia lemnae
Lineage: Eukaryota; Ciliophora; Spirotrichea; Sporadotrichida; Oxytrichidae
Source: the annotation of a GenBank genome assembly